UCGAGAGAACGGGCGCGCGCUAGCUCUGGUAUCUCAAAAAAACAAAAGUCGCAUGCUGUUUUUCCUCACUUGCCGGCCAGGUGAGUCCCCUCCCUGCCUUAGUCCGCGGAGCGCGACCGAUGAGUAGUGCCACGCAACGACAUUACCAUGGUACAGUGAGGAGUAGUCCGGCACGUACCUAGCUACGGCGGCAGAAACAGGGUGCCGGAGAUGAUAUUUGGAAGAGAACUUGAUCGCCCAUAGAAACAAGCAAAGCCUGCAUGGCAUUGUCUGCACCACCCUGAACGUGUUGACUUGUUGGUCAUUUCCUGUCAACACUGACUGUUCUACGAAUACUUUCGCAUCCGCUUUCAGAAUGUUGUGUCAACCACUAUUGAACAUGUUCAACUCCAAUAAGACCGACCAUGAGUUCUCGGAUCAUUUUUGCAAUAUGUGUCGACGCGCCACCGAUUUGAGCCCGCCACGGAAUCCGAAUACCUGCACAUCGAGACCGGCUAUGUCACAUCGAGGCCCAGUAUGCCAUCUACCUCACACAAUAAUCAAUUCCAAUCUUGGCUGUCGAAAUCACACCUUCCGUUUGCAAUUCAAUCGUUUCCUGGUGGAGGAUCCAGCUGUUGCUGUAUUCUCGAUCGAACAAGAAGCCCCGGUUACAGGUGUAUGGCGAGACGAAGACCGCCGAGGCUGCUACGGAUGGGCCCGAAUAUUCUCCGCAUCACGGUCUCGAUGCAAUGUGACCAUGAGUGUCGGACAGCACUGGACACUGGCGGUGUCGGAUAAGUCGAUCAGGUACUGGGGUAUGGAAGAGGGCGUCAUCCUGGUGGAUUGGGGUCAGCUCUACGACAGCUAUUUCAGGCAAUUGAAGAAGAAAAAUCAGAACAGGUCGAGAGGACUUGUAGAGCAAGAUUAUGGGCAGGACGAAGACAUGCCGCCCAACCGUACCAUGCAGCGAGUCCUUCGAACCGAUCACGGCCCGCCGGCAGCGCGAUCGACAGCUCACGAGAUCGGCACACGGUUUAGCAACGGUUUGAGGGUUGUGACAGACGCAAUUAGAAGUCGUGUUGGUGAGAGCAAACCGGGGGGAACGAGACGGGAGAGGAUCGCGCUCGCACGCGUCCCUAUAAUGUGGACGAACCCGAGCUAUCAAAGGUUGCGAUAAUAGGGACAUCACUAGCCAAUUAAUGCAAGGACAUAAUGGAUUCAUAAGCAGCAAGACCCUCCCAAGUCAUUGACGCUGUCGCGAGGUCGAUGACGUCCGUGUAAACUCUGACGCG
Alternaria rosae is the source of this 1271-nucleotide messenger RNA. RefSeq lists its product as uncharacterized. Lineage: Eukaryota; Fungi; Ascomycota; Dothideomycetes; Pleosporales; Pleosporaceae. The coding region runs from base 356 to 1156 and encodes 266 amino acids. The record is from RefSeq and is a predicted model, not a curated record. The transcript has a single exon.